Messenger RNA from Hydractinia symbiolongicarpus, 1023 nucleotides. RefSeq lists its product as uncharacterized. The transcript has a single exon. Gene Ontology annotation, molecular function: DNA helicase activity. Gene Ontology annotation, biological process: telomere maintenance; DNA repair. The record is from RefSeq and is a predicted model, not a curated record. Bases 1 to 1023 code for a protein of 340 amino acids. Lineage: Eukaryota; Metazoa; Cnidaria; Hydrozoa; Anthoathecata; Hydractiniidae.
AUGAUAAAUUUUCACGCAAAUGUAAAUAAUCUUGAUUCUUUCGCCGAACAGGAAAACGACGAUGUUACUGAUGAGAUUAGUAAUAUAAGCAACCAUGACACUGACGAAAUUCGAAGUAAAACCGAAAACAUCCUAGUUUUUGGAAACACUUUUUCAUCUAUUACUGAGCCUGGAAUUUCCGACGACGAACUCCAUGAAAAGAUUCGAACAUUAAAUAAAACACAAAGGCAAAUUUUUAAUGAUUGGGUUAGAACUUACGUAAAAGGUUUAGCAUGUAACGCACACCAUAAAAUUAAGCCAAUUCACAUUUUUCUAACAGGAAGUUCAGGUUGUGGAAAGUCCCAUUUAAUAACAACAAUUUCUGACAUGCUAAAUAAAGCACUUUCCUAUCGUGCAGGAAACUUAGAAAAGGAUAAAAUUCUCAUUUUAGCACCAACCGGUAUUGCUGCCAUUAAUAUAGAGGGAAAUACAAUACAUUCAGCCUUAGGUAUACCAGCGGAUAGAAAUUUCACUAAAACCAUUUCUAAGUUAAGUGAUAAAAAGAAAUGUAUGCUGCGAAACAAGCUUUCAGAACUAAGCGUUAUUGUAAUAGAUGAAAUCUCAAUGGUUUCAAACAAGCUACUUUUACAUAUUCAUCAACGGCUAAGCGAAAUAUUUGGAUGCGCAGAUGACAUUCCAUUUGCAGGAAUAUCUGUUAUAGCAUGUGGCGAUUUUUACCAACUUCCACCAAUUCAAGCAAGGCCAGUUUACGCAGAAUACAAAGAUGCAUUGUUAAAUCUUUUACAUUGCUGGAAGCAUUUUAAGAUUGCUGAACUAACGGAAGUUAUGAGACAGCGUGGUGAUCAACAUUUGAUUGAAUUAUUAAACAAUAUCAGAGUGGGAAAAUUAGAAACGCGACACGAAGAUUUACUAAAAUCUAAAUUUAUUUCACCAAAUGACCCACAUUACCCCAAAAAUGCAAUUUAUAUAUUUGCUGAAAAUCAACCCGCCUCUGAGCAUAACAAAAAAUGCUUAAUAGCAUAA